AUGGCCUGGGAACUGCUGCAAAUGUCUUUCUACGACGGUACAGCAGAGCUGGCUACUCGGAAUGGCUUUCUGGAUGUGCGUGUCCACGCCGUCGACACGGAACCAGCCCACCGGCGGGCGCAGAGCGCUCCACCUCGUUCGACUGGACUGUCACCAGGUGGUGAAGACUGUGAAGAAGAAGAAGCAGGAAAGCCAAUCUCUCGCGAGAUCAGCAACGGCACCGCGAGCACAGACUGCCAGUGGCUCGAUGCGCCGCAUGAGGAAUUCGACAGGCAGACAACCCAACAGAGCACGGUGGGCGCGAUGAGCACAUGCAGUCAAGACAGCAUGACAGACUCACCAACAGUGGCAUCCCGGAACGAAAAGAGCGGGGAUUUGGCAUCGGUCCACACUGUCAUGAUCAAGAACAUCCCGUGCCGCUGCGACGCAAGUGAGGUGCUCCGUGCCGUCGAUUCCUUGGGUUUCAAGGGCAUGUACAACUUUUUCUACCUCCCCAUGAAUCGGCGCCAUCGUCAGGGAAUCGGUUACGCUUUUAUCAACUUUCGGGUGCUGGGAACUGCCGAGCACUUCAAAAAGGCCAUAUGCGGCUACCGUUUCCCCGGCCGCCGGAGCACUAAGCCGGCAGCCUUCGACAUUUCAGAUGCCAAGAUUUCGCAUGCACCGUCUGGCCUCGCCUCCAGCACCCUCUCCCGCCACUUGCAACUGACGGAGUUUACGCAGGUCUUCUGCUCAAGGUUGCUUCAGUUUGUGGGCCGCGAUCUAGGAGACAUGUUCCGGGGCGGGCUUCCUCGUGAUUGCACCUGGAAGGGGGACGAAGCAGGUGGAAACGGCAGGAGGAGAGGCGAUGGACAUGCCGACUGGGCGGGAGGGGAAGGUGUGUGCCAGGGCAAGGGCAAAGCUUCCAGGGGUCUAGAGAUGUUGGGGCAUGUUCGCCUUGGAGUUCGUAUCGAAUCAGGUCGCAACGUCGCCAGAGGCGACGGCGCCUGCUCAGGCCGCCUAGGCGCAGAGGAAAGCCACAUCCUCCGCCUCCGCGACUACGAGCGAGAUCUUCAGGCGGCGGCACGCUUUUGUAGAGGCGCCCUCACCGUGGCUGCAGGCUCCCCCGACCUCCAGUCGUGGGCACAGGAGUACUGUUUCAUGAUGCUUCAUGAUGUUGCAUGGUUCGUGUUUGUCGAGAUGUAUUUACUUGCCGCAGGAUUUGCGAAUGCGAGAGGCGACCUGCAGAGCCCGCACUCGUUUUGGUUGAAGAGCUUGAACCAACAUCUUGGAAGAGAAGAAGGUUGCGAUUUGUCCAUGGCUAGGCUGUUCCAUGCCGGCGCGGACGUCACAGUCUACGAGGCAGCAAGUGCUCUGAGGGAGAUCGGAGCUGGGAUCAACGUGCAGGCUGUCGCGGUAGGUGCCUUGAUCGACCUCGGCAUCCCCUUGGAGAAGUUCCAUGACCAGGAGCAAGGAGAUAGCAUCCUGACGUCCUCCGUGGAGUACUUUACCAGUGACGGUGUCUUCAUUGCUUCCGAAGCCGUGGGGCGCAAGGCUGGUGCACCGCACCCGCAGCUGUCGGCCCACCGAGCAAAGUUUCACAGCACCCUCGUCGCCGAAUGCCGCCGGCUAUUGGGAGAGGAGAAGCUCAUUCUCAACCACAGCUUCGUGAGUUUCGAGCAGAUGGAGGAUGGCAGGCUCUCGCUGCAGUUCGAAAGCACCGAUGCGCAGCAGGCAUUGCCUCCAGUUGAUUGUGACUUCCUGGUCGCCGCGGACGGUCUCAAGAGCCGAGUGCGUGCUUCGCUCUUGGGCUCCGCCGAGCCCAGGUAUACAGGCAGGACCAUUUACCGCGGCCUUUGUGAGGUCGAUUCAGUCAGCGGAGAUGGCCGUACUGUGUCACUCUGCGGCGACCAGAACUGCAAUUUCAUCUGCUAUCCGAUCAGUGAAAAGCUAAGGGCACAAGGGCGCUUUCACUGCAAUUGGGGCUUUUGCACCCUGAGGCCGCAUCCUGGCGGCGUGGAGAGUUGGACGUCCUUGGCCAAGCUCGAGGACAUCCGAGAGGAGCUUGAGCGAAUGGGUGCCAACAGCUUCGCUGGACUUUCACCUUUGCAAAUGGCGGAGAGGAGCGACAGCAUCAUCGGCUGGGCGCUUUUCGAUCGAGAUCCCUUGGAGACCUUCGACUUCGGAAACGUAACUUUGCUUGGUGACGCCGCCCACCCAUUGUUGCCAUAUGGUAGCCAAGGCGCCACUCAGGCCAUCAUGGAUGCCGAAGCUCUGGGAGUUUGCUACCAGAACGCCAUGCAGAGUGGAACAGGAGCUGCUUUGUUUGGCCGUGUCCGGCGAAUGACUGAGAAGCCCGCGACGGUGUCGAUCUACAGCGGGUCCGCAGCCAGGUCAUGUCCCUAUGGCCACAGUGUUUGGGAUGCAGUCGGGAGCAGUGCCUGCAGAAGAGGGCUUUUCUUCGACGACCAGGCAGUCAUGAUGGAAGAGUCUUCCCCUGGCCAUGUGCAUCUGUUUCCGGCGCAACACGAGAGUAAGGAGCACCUGCCCCAGCCGCGACGGCCCUUGCGUUUUGGCCGGGCAGCCCCAUCCCUACCCGACUCCGUGACUACUUGGGGUCAUUCUGUACAUUGCCCUGUCGCCGAGCUCGCUCGCCGAGGAGUCUGCCUGCCACCUCGGGCUCCAAAUGUAAAGCUGGCCGUGGUUGUCCUGCCGCAGGACCCCAAUGGCCGCCUAUUGAUCACGCAACGCUCCGCACACAUGCGAACGUUUCCAAGAUGCUGGGUCUUUCCUGGCGGAGGCGUCGAUGAGGGCGAGCUGCUGUUUGCGGCAGGGAGGCGAGAGCUCUAUGAGGAAACAGGGCUCACUGUCGACCAUGCAUCGAUGCAGCUGCUUUGUUUCUGGGAGAGCGUCUUUCCCACCUCUGCCGACGGCUGCGUGGAGGCAGGACAAGUGAAGGGUCACUCUGUGACGGCCUUCGUCAAGGCCUUGGUGGAGCCGGCGAAGGCUGAGGCCUUGGCGUUGCAAAGCUCUGAGUGCGAGCGCUGCGCCUGGGUUCCUUUGUCAUGGCUAAUGGAGCUGCACGGCCCCAGCGCUUUCGAGCCGCGCCAGAGCGCCGCCUCGGAGGUGCCAGCGGCUCUGCCAGCGCUGCCAGGGUGGCAAGUGGUGAGGAACGCAGACGGGGACACGCAACCGCUCGACUUAGCAACAUGCCGAAUCGAAGCUUCUCAGCUACAGGGCAUCUACCCCAAUGCCAUCGGGGAAGGUGUCGGCCAGGGGCACCUCUACGCCCUCAGCAUGCUGUCAGAGGAGACUUCCGAAGUCUCGAACCUUUGA
Messenger RNA from Symbiodinium sp. CCMP2456, 3312 nucleotides. NCBI's taxonomy places the organism in Eukaryota, Dinophyceae, Suessiales, Symbiodiniaceae. The record is from the annotation of a GenBank genome assembly.